This is a messenger RNA of Spizellomyces punctatus DAOM BR117, 1639 nucleotides long. RefSeq names its product farnesyl-diphosphate farnesyltransferase. The record is from RefSeq and is a predicted model, not a curated record. Gene Ontology annotation, biological process: ergosterol biosynthetic process; farnesyl diphosphate metabolic process. The coding region runs from base 157 to 1542 and encodes 461 amino acids. Gene Ontology annotation, cellular component: endoplasmic reticulum membrane. The transcript is spliced from 4 exons. NCBI's taxonomy places the organism in Eukaryota, Fungi, Chytridiomycota, Chytridiomycetes, Spizellomycetales, Spizellomycetaceae. Gene Ontology annotation, molecular function: squalene synthase [NAD(P)H] activity.
AAAAAAAAAAAGUGACACUAGAAAGCUGCAAAUAGUGUAGCACCUUUAUCUAUUGAAUCUAUCCCCCAAUAUUCUCGAUAUAGACGAGUACCGUAUACAUAGACUAGCACCGGCUUGCGUCCUUUGCACUCUCGGGCUUCCACCGAUUUGUUUGUCAUGUCUGCGUCAGCCCUUCUCGCGUCGGCCACGCAUCCAACGGAGCUCUAUGCUUUGUUCAAAUUCCUCGCUACCCCAUCACCAAAGCUCGAAGAUGCAACCGCCGCGGCUUCCCCCUCAGUUUCAGAUCCUUCCUAUUCGCGUAGGAUGUGCUAUCACUUUCUCAACCUCACUUCUCGAUCAUUUGCCCGAGUGAUUCAGGAGCUUGAUGCGGAACUUCGGCAUCCUAUUUGCAUUUUUUAUCUAGUUUUGAGAGGUUUGGAUACAGUUGAGGAUGAUAUGACAAUACCGUUGGAGAGGAAGAAGGAAGUACUGCAAAAUUUUCACAAGAGUAUAUAUCAGCGAGGGUGGACAUUCACUGAAAAUGGAGAGAGUGAGAAAGAUCGGGAGCUCCUAGUUAAGUUUGACGUUGUGGUGAACGAAUUUCUCAGCUUGAAGGAGAGCUAUCAGACUGUCAUUGCCGACAUAACCAAGCGCAUGGGUCACGGAAUGUCCGACUUCGUUUCCCGACCACUCCAAACGGACAAAUCCAUUCAUCACAUCGAAAUCACAACCAAGGCAGAUUACAAUCUAUACACUCACUACGUGGCUGGCCUUGUCGGUAUAGGCUUGACAGAGCUAUUUGUCGCCUCCGGCUUGGAACGGCCGUCGCUCGGCGCCCCGCACAAUAUCGAACUGGCGAAUGAAAUGGGACAAUUUCUGCAAAAAGUCAAUAUUCUCAAGGACUUUUUGGAGGAUCUAGGGGAAGGGCGAGUGUUCUGGCCAAAAGAGGUAUGGAGCAAGCACGUUCCCAAAGGAGCACCAGCCGAAGCGCUUGCCAAAGAGGAAAAUAUUGCGCGAGCGCUUGCAUGCCUGAACGAGCUUGUGGUUGAUGCGUUGGAGCAUGUGCCGAACUGUCUAGAGUAUAUGAGCUGCAUACAGAAUCAGACCGUAUUCCAGUUUUGCGCUAUUCCUCAGAUGAUGGCCAUCGCAACGCUGGAUCGCUUUUUCAAUGACCCCACGUUGUUUCGCACAACGGGAACUAAGAUUCGUCGCGGCUUAGCAGUUAAGCUAAUGUUAAAGUCUGGAGACAUGGAUAGUGUAAAGCGCACCUACGAGCAAUAUGCGUUGUCCAUAAACAGAAAGAACGCACAACGCGUUGGUACCAACGAGCAGGAUGAUAGCUUUUUGAAAGUCAGCACUACAUGCGCAAAGAUUGUUAGAUGGAUCCACACCCACGAUCAAAAGUAUGGGCUGGUCACCAAUGGCCGGCGUAAGGACUCUGGCUACGGUUCAACGCUUGUAGAUCAAUCGAGUAAUUCUGGAGGUUACAGCUUUAUUGUAGUUAUUGGUGUAGUCAUGAUUGGACUUGCACUGUCGUUGGGAAUGCUUCCAGCCGUUCAAUGAGAGUGAAAUCUUGUUAUUUCUGUAAUUGACUUGUACAAUGUGCAUGUUGCCGAUUGUGAAACUCUUCACGACGCAGGCCCGAUCCUAUAUGAUCGGA